AUGCAGGAAAUUCUUUCACGAGGUCUGAGCCUCAAAGAUCUCAUCAGGCUGAGGACAAGCGCUUUCUUCAUCAUCGAACGAGGGCCGCAUCUUCGAAGUGUAACCGUGUUUCGAGACACCGACACGUGGAUCGAACCCGAAGAUACGCAGGUUGACGUCCAGUGUGACCUGCCCCUUCUUGCCAUCCUAGACCUCGAGAAUCUCUGCUGGAAGGAAAGCAGUCUCUUCCUCCAAGCAGCUCCCAGUCUAUGCUCGCUACGCCUGGUCGAAGACUUCGGAGUUAUCAGGGAGAAGGAGGGGGAUUUCACACGGCUUGAUGUGCUCAUGAGGAGGUUGCAGCUGUCUAACCGGCGCUCGGAGACCCUGGAAACCGGCCCUAGCGUCCUCGCGCGUCCUCUCCCUCACAACAUCCUGCAACCACAACCAAGUCUUCCAGAUUUAUGCUCUUGGGAUAUCAUCGGAGACAUGUUUGGAGACUUUACGUCCUUCGAGGAGCAAGCGAAAGAGCAGAUUGCGUAUGUGGUGACGAGCUGCCCCAGCCUCACAAAGAUAAGGAUCAGGGGGGACCUCUUUAAUGGCAUCUCACUUUACAGUCCGUUUAGAUGUCCCCGGUCACAGUGGACGGCUGCCUUGAGGACCUUUCUCGACCUGCAGAAAAUGUUUCCUACCCUGGACUUGGACGUCAAGUGCUUUUAA
Molecule: messenger RNA, 696 nt
Organism: Klebsormidium nitens
Lineage: Eukaryota; Viridiplantae; Streptophyta; Klebsormidiophyceae; Klebsormidiales; Klebsormidiaceae
Source: the annotation of a GenBank genome assembly